GCUCUAUUCCCACCCGAAUUACAAUCAGCCUCGCAGUAUAUUCAGCCAUUUUGAACUAGCUUAAAGUGCAGUCUUUCUUCAACCUGCUCAACGCAGGCUGCAGGACAUUUACUGGGUAUAAUAAUAAACUAGCCGUUCGAGUGAGUCUUCCAGUUGGUCAAGAAAGCUCGAAAGGAGACGUUGAAACACGCCAACACCGAUCAAAGAGAAAUAUUUGUCGUUCAUAGUAUUAUAGCGUCAAAAUGAGCACAAAUCCAGGUAGCAGUGGGUACAUGUCUCCGAAAGAUAUGCUCGAUCUUCUUGAUCAUCCCGAGAGCAUCGGUGGCGCCAAGGACGGAAAGGGGUUAAGAAUCGUUUAUGAGAAAGAACAUUUGGACUUGAAGCCGCAACUCUUGUCUAAAUUUGCACUCGCGUGCUUCAUUGGGAUUCUCGACGUAGUAAAACAAGGAAUAUCUACUGGGUCUGCUCCAGAUCUUGUUGGAACAGAGACUCCAAUUAAAAUCGGUUAUGCAUCGUUAGUCGUUCUCGGCGCGCAGCGGAUCAACGGUGGGACGAAGGAUUCGCUUCAGCACCUUACGACUUUGAGACACCUACUUCAGCAAGGUGCACCACCCGAUGUUCCCGAUAGCAUGGGCUACACAGCCUUACAUCACUCUUGUGCUUCAUCUUCUCCCCAGCCUACUCUCGCACGCGUGCUACUGCAAGAGGGUGCCGACCCGAAUUAUCGAAACCGCUAUGGCGAGAUCCCUAUUUUUGCACCGUUUCGUUCGAACAAUAUCACUCUCGUUGACUUGUUAAUGAAAUAUGGCACCAACUUGGACAUUGUUGAUGUGAAUGGAGACCCCGUGCGAUCGAUUUUUGUACACUUUGGACCACAAGUCACCGCUACUGUGAGAAGAUGGGAGAGGAAGAGAAUGGGAGAAGAUGCGCCAUUGGAUGAUAAGCGGUGUGAGGGAUGUUCCAAAAAGGCGGAGGGUAGGAUAAAACAGUGUUCAAACUGCCAUACGGUGCGGUAUUGUUCAACUGAAUGUCAACGUGCUGACUGGCAGAACCACAAAUCCAAAUGCCAGCCCUUCUCCGCUCCGAAUGUCGUGACACUCAGGCCGGACUACCAAUCGUAUAGUACAGUGUUCUCUCGGGCUGAUUUCGCCCGACAGGCGUUAGGUAUACCGGAAUAUUCUGCCUCAGAACGCCGACAUCGGCCACUCACGAAGGAUCUGAGUGAUCACGAGCCCAACAAGAGUCUUGUAGUCAAGGUUCAGGUCCCUUUGGUAUCAGCGCUCAUCCUGACAGGCCCAGAUGUGGGCGACUUACUCGUGUACAACAAAAAAAAGGAUUUCAUAUGCAACAUUCGUCAAGCCGAAAAUAGAGGGAACUACGAAAAGAUAGUGAAAGUUGUACGAGCUAAGGGCAUCAAUGGGAUCAAGGCCUACUUUGCAGCAGAAUUGAAAAACAGGUACGAGUUGGUGGUAAAAAUAUCAGAGGUAUUGGCAGAGCAACCGUUUUAAUUGUAACAUCGGACUUCCGGCUUUGGAUAUUAUAAGCAUUGCAUGAUGUGCUAAUGUACAGUAUGAGAUGGGUAAUAACACAGAAUUAAUGACUGGCUCACU
Messenger RNA from Serpula lacrymans var. lacrymans S7.9, 1610 nucleotides. RefSeq lists its product as uncharacterized. Gene Ontology annotation, molecular function: protein binding; DNA-binding transcription factor activity, RNA polymerase II-specific. The record is from RefSeq and is a predicted model, not a curated record. NCBI's taxonomy places the organism in Eukaryota, Fungi, Basidiomycota, Agaricomycetes, Boletales, Serpulaceae. The transcript has 6 exons. Bases 243 to 1508 code for a protein of 421 amino acids. Gene Ontology annotation, cellular component: nucleus. Gene Ontology annotation, biological process: regulation of transcription by RNA polymerase II.